CAUAUAGCCAUCCAGUUUAAUAUCAAGGUCGGUGAUCUGGAUAGCUACAUCUGGGAUAAACAAACGCAUAUGUAGAUGUAGUAGAUGUGUCCAAUGUGGAUAAGCAAACGUCGAGAUGUAAAAAAUGCAUCCGAUGUUGAUAAAAGGUGUUGUAGUUGAAUUUAAUAACUGUGGACGCCACUAUGUCAAAUACCAUCUCACUAUGUGAUUUUGUUGAUCGGCUUUGCGCUUCCAGUUUAUUAAUGAGUUCAGUGGUCACGUAGCGCGUGAUAACAUUCAUAAUUUACCGGUAUAGUACGACGAUUGUACGUGAACAGGGAAGAAUUACCCUCUCCAGUAUUUUAUUCAAGUAUAGCAUGCUAUAUUUUUGGACUUCUAAUUCGAAACAAAAAAUAAUAAUUUACACGAAUAAGUCGAAUAACUCUGAAACGCAAAAAAGAAUGUUCAUGAUGAACGGGUCUAGAUAGUGGUAUAUUUGGACGUCCUACAAAGCCAGUGAUAUAAAUUUAAUUAGAAAAAUAAAGCUUCCCAACAAACAUGGCCAUCUUAAUUUCUAUACCGAUAGCAAUAUUGUUAUUGUACAACUAUGUUGCAGCAGAAUCAAUUCCAUCUUGCGACAGCCAAAUCUACUGCCAAGGAAAAUUACUGCACACCGUACAAAUGGCGAAACUCUAUCAAGAUUCUAAAACGUUUGUCGACAUGAGCCAAAAAAAUCCGCCCGAAGUAACGCUAGAAAAGUUCAAUAAACUAAUGAAAGACACAAACGACAAUCCAUCUAAAACAGAUAUCAAAGAAUUCGUUGAAAAUAAUUUCGAGAGUAGUGGAGAAUUAGUGGAUUGGAUACCGACUGAUUAUAAGAAACACCCGAAGUUCUUAGAUAGGAUAAAUGAUUUAAAAGUUAAACAGUUUGCACAAAACUUGAUUGAUAUUUGGCCAAGUUUGGCUAGGAAAGUUAAUAGCUCAGUAGCUGAUAACCAAGAUCAACAUUCUUUAAUCUAUUUACCUAAUGGUUUAAUAAUACCUGGUGGUAGAUUUAAAGAAAUAUAUUACUGGGACUCCUAUUGGAUUCUCAAAGGUUUAAUCCUCAGCGAAAUGACAGAUACAGUCCGAGGCAUUCUAGAAAAUUUCUUAUCUCUUAUAGAUAAAUUUGGUUUCAUCCCGAACGGUAGCAGAGUGUAUUACCUCAACAGAUCUCAACCACCUUUAUUCGCAUCUAUGGUGGGUCUAUAUAUAGACGCUACUAACGACAAGGCUUGGUUAGAGAAGCACGUAGAUACUAUUGAAAAAGAAUUACAUUGGUGGAUGAAUAACAGAAAAUUCACGAUCGACAAAGACGGAAAAGAUUAUGAGAUGUACAAAUAUUUUGUGAAAAGUAAUACACCCAGACCAGAAUCGUAUUACGAAGAUGUUCAAACUUGUGGAGGACUUCCAGAUAUACAAAAGAGCACUUGCUACAUUAACAUGAAAAGUGGCGCUGAAAGUGGUUGGGAUUAUUCUACCAGAUGGCUUUUUACCAAAGAGGGAAAUCCAAGUACGAAUUUAAGCAUGAUCGAUAUAACUCAUGUAGUUCCUGUCGAUUUAAAUUCAUAUUUAUGCAAAGCGUUUGAAGAACUAGCUAGAUUUUACGAAUUAUUAGGAAAUACAGUCAAAUCUUCGUUGUGGUCUCAAAGGCAUAAUGCAUUAAAACAAGCAAUCCAAGAUGUUAUGUAUUCCAAUGAAGAUGGCAUAUGGAUGGACUACGAUCUAGUUAGAUCUAAACAAAGAAAAGGUUUUUAUCCAAGCAAUUUCGCCCCUCUAUGGGCAGAUGCUUAUGAUUUAACAAAAAAAGAAGAUUAUGGACUCAAAGCUGCUUAUUAUUAUAAACAGAACAGGAUUCAAAAGUACGUUGGUGGUAUACCAACUUCUUUGAUCAACAGUGGACAGCAGUGGGAUCUUCCAAAUGCUUGGCCACCUCUUCAAGAUACUAUUGUUUUAGGUUUGAAGAAAACCGGUGCUAGAAAAGCCAAAAAACUAGCAGAAAAUCAAGCAAAAAGGACGAUAGAAGCCUACAUGAAAGGUUUCGAAGAUACCAAAGAAAUGUUUGAAAAAUAUGACGCACUUACACCCGGUGGGUAUGGCGGAGGGGGAGAGUACACCGUCCAAUCUGGUUUCGGUUGGACAAAUGGUCUUGCUCUACAUUUCAUUGAUCAAUUUUACACAGAAGGAAGGCGCCCGAAUAGACGUCCCAAGAACAGACAAAAUAUAGAUUCUGGAAUUGCUGCGUAGUUCUUAUUAUGAAUAAUUUAAUAUUGUAAUAUAAUGUUUAAUAGUAUAUCUAAAUUAUUUAUUUUUCUCUAAAUAUAUUUAUUUUAAUGUG
Messenger RNA from Psylliodes chrysocephalus, 2356 nucleotides. NCBI's taxonomy places the organism in Eukaryota, Metazoa, Arthropoda, Insecta, Coleoptera, Chrysomelidae. The record is from the annotation of a GenBank genome assembly.